Molecule: messenger RNA, 1239 nt
Organism: Eriocheir sinensis (Chinese mitten crab)
Lineage: Eukaryota; Metazoa; Arthropoda; Malacostraca; Decapoda; Varunidae
Product: paramyosin-like
Exons: 10
Coding region: 1-1224 (407 amino acids)
Source: RefSeq, a predicted model, not a curated record
AUGGUUCCCGGGUACUGGGGCUGCUACUAUCCCGCCCCAGCUGCUGGACACCAUUCAGGUCCCCGAGGAGUACAUGGGAGCCCUGCGAAUCACAAUGAUGGCGGUAGACAUCCGAAGUGCUUCAAGCUGAUCUUUGAGGACGACACGUUUAGGCAGGUGGAUCUCUUCAACCCUAAGCCUAAGAGGAGCAGGAGAUUCUUCGCACUGAUCUAUGACUUCUUGGUGUUCACGGACAGCGUGUUCAAGGAAGUGGAGGAGCGGGAAGAAAAGGUGGGUGCCCUCGCUGAGCAGCGGGACAAGAUGAGGGCCAAGCUACACAAGAUGAAGCAGCAGAUCCAUGAGAGGAGGAUGGAGAACGAAAAGAAUCAGCUGGCGAAGGAAGAGGACAUGAGGAGAGUUGAAGCCAAGACGGAGGAGCUGCAGAGGUGCCAGGAGGAGAAGCUAGCUCUGAAGGCCCAGCUUGAUGCACUGGGACUCUCUCUGGCCAAGCUGGACAUAGCCAUAAAGGACACUGAGCUCAGGACCAUGGAGGUGGGUGCCCUCGCUGAGCAGCGGGACAAGAUGAGGGCCAAGCUACACAAGAUGAAGCAGCAGAUCCAUGAGAGGAGGAUGGAGAACGAAAAGAAUCAGCUGGCGAAGGAAGAGGACAUGAGGAGAGUUGAAGCCAAGACGGAGGAGCUGCAGAGGUGCCAGGAGGAGAAGCUAGCUCUGAAGGCCCAGCUUGAUGCACUGGGACUCUCUCUGGCCAAGCUGGACAUAGCCAUAAAGGACACUGAGCUCAGGACCAUGGAGGCUGGCAGUGAGAAGCAGAGGCUGGAGGGCCUUGUGAUCCAGGCCAGCGAGGAACAGGAGAUCAAGAAGAGGGACGAGAAGUUGGCAGUGCUCAAGGAGGACAACCAGAAGAAGAAGGAUCAUCUGGCCCAGCUGCAGCAGAGAGCCAGCUUCAUCAAUACAACCAAGGAGAAACUGGACAAGCUCAUAGCAAUGCUGCAAGAGAUCCAGCAGGAAAAGUCAAAGGAGAAGGACAUCCAGGCAGCCAUCCAGAAGAGGGUCUCCCAAGUCACCGAACUUCAGGAGGAGAUCAAGGACCAAGAACAGAGUAAUCUGCAAUUAACUCAGCAGCUCACAGCCUCAGAAACCAAGCUGCAACACAUCCACCAGGCGUGGGACCUCAAGCAGGACAGCCUCAACAAAGAGAUCAAGGAGCAGAAACACCACCCCUGAAUGGAGCGCCGUGGC